AUUAAGUAUGCGGAAAACAUUGUCUCUUUGAUUCACUGUCUGGUGUACAAGACGAUUUAUCACAACGCACAACACAGCAAAAUGGCCGCUCAUACCGGUGUUUUCCCUCCUCAGUCUGCAUCUGUCGGUCUGUACAGUCCCAAAUCCGUGCUGACUUUCGGUAUUCUCCAAGUUGGUUUUGGAAUCGCAUUAAUUAUUACCGAUAUCGUCAAUUUCAGCAUCCACUGGGGCAGCGACGCGCUAUCCUUCAGCGCCGCUGGUUCGGGAUUCUAUACCGGAGCGUUUUUCAUCAUAACGGGAUCAUUCGGCAUUGCCGGCGCACGGCGUCUACCGCCGGGAACUUCACCACGUUCCCGUCUGUGUUUACUUAUCACCUCAAUGGUGUUAAGCAUACUAUCGACGCUCAUGGCUGGCGGUUUGAUAAUUGCUCUCGCUUCUCUUCUCGUCGACCAUCUGGGCUUUAUCAGUUCUGUUUACUGCUGGUAUGGUAGCAGCUAUUAUAAUGUGUACCAGUGUGCUUUCUACCUCAACCGCAUUCCAGCCAUGAUGGGUACCCAUCUGGCAUUCCAAGGUCUGAUGUGGAUUUUCUGUUUGGGUCAGUCGAUUUCCGCGGGGAUCAAUAUAUGUAAAAUGCCUAAGAAGACCACCAACACACAAGUCGUGUAUGUGCAGCCUGGGUAUGGUUACCCCCAGGGGGCCCCUGGCCAGCCAAUCCACUUUGUGACGGCUCAACCAACGGGAAUGGGCGGCGCUCCUGUUCUGUCGGGAAAUCCAGCUCAAAUGCCGUCUCCCGUCAAGUCGUAAAAAGCGACGCUCUGUUGAGAAAGUUGCUUGUUUUGCCACGAUUUGCUGUUAUUGCUGGACGAACAGCUGAUAUCAUAAAUACGAGGUUUGCUUGGCCGUUACUUUUUUAUAAUGAGGGCGAGUCUCGGAGUCGACUUUUUGCUGUGUUGAUCAAUCCUGCGCUACCACCGGGUUUUGUGUUAUUGUACAUAAUACAUAUACUAUUAUUUUAUAAAACAACCUGACAUCUGGGAGUAUUAUAGGACUAGCGUAAAGAGUAUUUAUUGCUGUCGUAUCAGCACAAUUUGACCGAAUA
This is a messenger RNA of Paramacrobiotus metropolitanus, 1099 nucleotides long. RefSeq lists its product as uncharacterized. The transcript has 2 exons. Bases 82 to 804 code for a protein of 240 amino acids. Lineage: Eukaryota; Metazoa; Tardigrada; Eutardigrada; Parachela; Macrobiotidae. The record is from RefSeq and is a predicted model, not a curated record.